Hibiscus syriacus is the source of this 562-nucleotide messenger RNA. RefSeq names its product WAT1-related protein At4g08300-like. The transcript has 4 exons. Bases 54 to 413 code for a protein of 119 amino acids. NCBI's taxonomy places the organism in Eukaryota, Viridiplantae, Streptophyta, Magnoliopsida, Malvales, Malvaceae. Gene Ontology annotation, molecular function: transmembrane transporter activity. The record is from RefSeq and is a predicted model, not a curated record. Gene Ontology annotation, cellular component: plasma membrane.
UCCGGAGUGAAAGCAGACAGAGGAGGCUAACUGGAUCGUAUAUUUCAGGGGAAAUGGCGAUGGUAGAGCUGAGCAAGGCAAAACCAUACUUGGCGAUGAUAAGCCUGCAGUUUGGAUUUGCAGGGAUGUAUGUCAUAACCAUGGUUUCUUUGCAGCACGGAAUGAACCAUUAUAUUCUUGCAGUUUAUCGCCAUUUGGUGGCCACCAUAGUUAUUGCACCCUUUGCUCUUGUGCUUGAAAGGAAAAUAAGGCCCAAGCUCACUCUCCCUAUUUUCCUCAGAAUCCUGGUGCUUGGUUUCUUAGAGACAGUGGUGGACCAAAAUCUGUACUACCUGGGGAUGAAAGACACGACAGCAACACUUGCAUCGGCCACUGUCAAUGUGAUUCCUGCAAUUACCUUCGUAUGGCGUUGAUUUUCAGGUUGGAGAGAGUGAACAUUAAGAAGGUGCGCAGCAUAGCCAAGAUAAUCGGAACAUUAAUAAUGGUCCCCGGAGCAAUUAUCAUGACACUGUACAAAGGUCCGGCGAUCAAUUUCAUAAAGUUGCAAGGUGGAAGCCACCAC